Scaptodrosophila lebanonensis is the source of this 1206-nucleotide messenger RNA. Its product is annotated as prolyl 4-hydroxylase subunit alpha-2-like. Gene Ontology annotation, biological process: peptidyl-proline hydroxylation to 4-hydroxy-L-proline. Gene Ontology annotation, molecular function: iron ion binding; procollagen-proline 4-dioxygenase activity; L-ascorbic acid binding. NCBI's taxonomy places the organism in Eukaryota, Metazoa, Arthropoda, Insecta, Diptera, Drosophilidae. Bases 1 to 1206 code for a protein of 401 amino acids. Gene Ontology annotation, cellular component: endoplasmic reticulum. The transcript has 4 exons. The record is from RefSeq and is a predicted model, not a curated record.
AUGCUGCGCCUUACACCCUGUUUACUGGUUUUGGGCAUUCUGUGCCAUGAGUGGAACUAUCCGGCAGAGUCAGGACGUAGUUGGCCGAGCAGUGCACAGCCUGCCCUGCAGGCCAUUGAAAACCAGUUCACUGUUCUGGAAAAGCGCCACAGGCCCCAGAUAGCCUUGGGCAGGUGUGUGGCGUUGCUGGAUGAGCUGAGGCAUGCGCGAGAGCUGCAGUCAGUCCUCAGGUGGGUGCAGCGGCUUUUCGAUGAACUGGGUGGCCAAUACCUGCAACAAUUCGAUUGCCUGGCGGGCAAGCACAAUACAUUCCUUCUGCCUUUUGCCCGGUCACUGCGAGCAAAAGGCAAAAUUCCAUUAGCUGUAAAACUCAUUGUGGAAUAUGAAAGCACACUGACUGCUCUACAGUCUGCCUGCAAUCAGUUGAUUGAAGGCCUCUUCCAUGAAACGCUGCAGACUCUAUACCAGGAACUCGUAUACCCACAGAGGCUGAUCGCAACAGAGCAAAGUAUUGUCGCUAAUAUGUGCACAAAUCUCUUGUACCAUCAACACUCAACUCCACACAAGCUCCGCUGCCGUUUGAUUAGACCUACGCCCUAUCACGACCUAGCACCUAUCAAAAUCGAAACACUGCAUGAUUCUCCAUAUAUAGCGAUCUUCCAUCAAGUGAUUGACGAGCGUGAGGCAGAACUGCUUAUAAACAAGGCCCAACAGAACCAUAUUUUGAGGAACCACCAGCUGCCCAGGAACUUGCAGAAAAAGUUGAGCGAUUUUUUGGGCAUUGAUGUGAAUUGGCUUCGCCUGAGGCGCAUUGAACCCGUCCAGCCGGUAGUACAACACUAUGAUUUUGAAUUCGAUGUAAGCCGCUUAGAAACUGGUUUUGCCAAUAAUCACUUGACGGCUUUUAUUUAUCUGAACAAUGCAUACGAAGGAGGGUCAACUGUGUUUCCCUACUUGAAUGUGGCCAUAGAGCCCCGGGUGGGCAGCUUAGUGGCUUGGCAGAAUUCGCACAAAACGCUGGAGCCGGACUUUCGCACCAAACAUGGCAGCUGUCCAAUAUUUGGAGGCGUUAAGUGGGUGGCCUCUUUUGAUACGCGCAGCAUAUGGCAAAAGAAACUACAUCUUUGUGAUUCGAAGUAUGAUGGCUACAAAUCGUUUGGCUUUGGCAAGCGUUGCAAUUUGGCAGAGGUCUUGCCUAGAACUUAA